Messenger RNA from Rhinocladiella mackenziei CBS 650.93, 1047 nucleotides. RefSeq lists its product as uncharacterized. The record is from RefSeq and is a predicted model, not a curated record. Gene Ontology annotation, biological process: mitotic spindle assembly checkpoint signaling. Bases 1 to 1047 code for a protein of 348 amino acids. The transcript is spliced from 3 exons. Lineage: Eukaryota; Fungi; Ascomycota; Eurotiomycetes; Chaetothyriales; Herpotrichiellaceae. Gene Ontology annotation, molecular function: ubiquitin binding. Gene Ontology annotation, cellular component: bub1-bub3 complex; mitotic checkpoint complex; kinetochore.
AUGUCUAGUCAAUUUUCUGUCUCCGAUAUUCCUGCGGAUGCCAUCUCUGCCUUGCGCUUCUCACCACAUCCAGAUUCCCUUCGCUUUGCCGUGGCCUCAUGGGACAAGCACGCAUACAUCUACGAACUCGCUGACGGAAAAACAUGUACUCAGGUUGCUAAAUUCGAGCAUCGAGCUCCGGUCCUCGACGUUUGCUUUGGCAAGGACGACAAUGAAAUCUAUACUGCAUGCUUAGACUGGGACGUGCGAAGAAUCGAUGUGGCUUCCGGCACACAAACGGUAUUGAGCACGCAUGACAACGGUGUCCGGUCCGUUGUCUAUAGCAAAGAACAUUCGCUCGUCGUUUCCGCCGCCUGGGAUUCAACGGUGCACAUUCAUCCUGGCGGAGAUGCAGAGUGGUCGACCGCCACGAUCAACCUACCUUCCAAACCUUUUUCGCUCGCCGUGUCAACGUCCAAGCUUGUGGUGGCAAUGGCAAAUCGCGCUCUUCAUAUCUACGAACUAAAAACACUCGCAAGUGAAUGCAAAAGCUCGGCAAAUUCGCUCCAAAAUAGACUAGAUAUUGAACCAUGGCAGAGGCGCGAGAGCAGUUUGAAGUUCAUGACGAGAGCAGUCGAUUGCAUGCCAAAUGACGAAGGGUACGCUUCCUCCAGCAUCGAGGGUCGAGUCGCGGUUGAAUGGUUUGAUCCGUCGAAUGAGUCCCAGGCUCGCAAAUAUGCAUUCAAAUGCCACCGUCAACACAUAGAUGAUGUCGAUGUCGUCUAUCCGGUGAACGCGAUUACGUUUCAUCCCAUUCACGGGACUUUUGCGACCGGUGGUGGAGAUGGAGUGGUGGCGAUUUGGGACGCCGUCGCGAAACGAAGAAUUCGGAUAUACCCCAAACUAGCCUCGAGUGUUGCCGCCAUUUCUUUCAGCUCCAACGGCAAAUAUCUCGCUACUGCAAUCAGCCCUGGAUUUGAGGACGGCAAGGAUGAGAUUUCUGAGGGCUCGGUCGGCAUCUUCAUUCGUGAACUGGGUGAGACCGAGGUCAAGAGGAAGGCAAAGUGA